CGUCGUCGUCGACAGCAGCAGCAGCAGCAGCUUUCGGUCGGCACGGCAGUGUCGUGGAAGAGCCCACGCCUGAUCCACGUCUCGUGGACCAAAUCGGCCCGGUACACAUGGUCGUGAUUUACGCACAUCCGACUAGCUGAUCAUUCACCGCCAAGGUUCGAACCCAUUUUCCCGACCCGGUAGCCGUUGCCUCCGAUAUUUUUGAACGCGAAAAUAUUAUUUAUUUAUUUUUUGCGAUCUCUCGAUGCCCGCCGGACGACGAUGACGAAGACGACCGCGUGCCACGGCGGACUGACGAUCACGACGUGGUGGUGUUGGUGGUGCACUGCCGCUCUGGUGCCAUUCGUCAUCGGUAUGGCCACAUGCCUCAAGGACGUAUUCAUCGAAGUCCCAAUAGCGAUAAGAGAAGGUAGUACUGCCAUACUGCGAUGUGACUAUGACUUAGAACAAGAAGCUUUGUACACGGUCAAAUGGUAUAAAGGCCGUCGGGAAUUUUUCCGUUAUGUGCCUAAAGAGUUGCCACACACAAGAGUGUUCCCUUUGGCUACCAUAAACGUAGACGUCAGCGAAUCAGGGCCAAACCAAGUGGUGCUGAGACAAGUGACGCCCGAAUUGGAUGGCAAGUACAGAUGUGAAGUUAGUGCAGACGCGCCAACAUUUCACACACAAAUUGUAGCUGCUUGGAUGCACGUUGUCCGAACAAUGGACGGCAAACCAGAGUUACAUCUUGAAAAGCCACAGUAUUCACUCGGUGAGAAGUUGAGAGCAAAUUGUUCAUCACCGCCCUCAAAUCCACCUGCAAAUAUCACUUGGUUCAUAAAUGAUAAAGAGCUGGGAAAUGGUCGCAUAAUCAGAAUACCAUCAGCCAGGCCAUCCGGUCAAUUAUUUAAGACUGUCUCGUCAAUUGAAUACGACGUUUUAAUUGCUGGUAAGCUGAAGGUGAAAUGCCAAAGUGACAUAUACCACGUCAUCUGGUCGGAAACUGAAGUAAUGCUGGACGAAGAUAAACCAAGACUUGCGUCUAUUCUACAACCACAUGGUCAUUCAGCAGGAUUAACGUCAUCACCUUCGUUCAGCAUAAUCUUAUUGUUCACAUGUAUGAUUAUAAGGUAACGAGUCCAACGUAAAAUGGGAAAAUGUUUCCAAUCGUUACCAUGUAAAAAUUUAGUGUAAAUUAUAAUUAUUAUAAUGCGUUGAUAAAGUAUAAAAUGUCGGUCAAAAUAAACCUCUAAUAUUUAAAUGGGUUAUUUUUCUGAAAAUAUAUGAUAAACAGUGAAGCUAUAUUUCUGCCUUAAAUAACUAAACUAUCUAUAUAAAACAAUACAUUAUUAUUAAACUCUUACCGAUUUAGUUACAUCUAUGUGCGUUUUUAAUGUGUAUUAUGAAUAUUUAUACUUGAAAUAGUUUUGACUAUAUUUAAUAGUUUGGUCACAAUAUAAUAUAAAAAUGUAAAAACAAUAGUUUUAAAUGUUCGUUCAUUCAUAAGAAUUUAAAAUUUAUGUACUUAACAACGACAUGUUUUUUACGACAAUUUUUUCAAAACUGUAAGUAUUUCACAUGAUUUCGGAUACAUAUUAAUAUUUGUGUUCAUUAUAUGUAUUAAAUGUUUUAUAAAUUAUAUAUCUGCUAAAAUUAUAUAUUAAACUAUAUUAUAUCUUCUAAAAAUAUCGUUAUGUGUUAUUAAAUACAAAACCAACAACUACAUACCUACCCACAUAUAGUUCUAGUAUUCUACUUUAUCUGUAUAAUGUAUAUAAAUAUAUAAUAUUUACAGUAGUAUUAAAUAAUUGAAU
Metopolophium dirhodum (rose-grain aphid) is the source of this 1793-nucleotide messenger RNA. RefSeq lists its product as uncharacterized. Lineage: Eukaryota; Metazoa; Arthropoda; Insecta; Hemiptera; Aphididae. The transcript has 6 exons. Bases 262 to 1113 code for a protein of 283 amino acids. The record is from RefSeq and is a predicted model, not a curated record.